AUGCCUUCAGUUUCUAGUCGCUCCGGCUACCACGAUCAGACUCGUCCUUCCAUCAACGUCAUAUGUCCUACUGGCGAAACUGGAGUUGCUGAUGAGGUCGCGGUCACUUCAUCCUCGUCCACGUCCUACUUGUCGUCCGAGUCGUCGAGAGCAAGAGAAUUCCCCGUUGAAACACAUCCAGUACCGCCAGCUAUGGCAGCGAUCACCAAUGCCGGAACUCCCCAGAGUUACUCUGCGUUCACCAAGGACCAGAAACGCUUUAUCGUGACCAUGGUCACACUCGCUUCUUUCUUCUCCCCUCUCUCCGGCCAAAUCUACUAUCCAGUCAUGCCAACCCUCGCCCAGAACUACCACCUUACCAAUGCCCUCAUCAACCUAACCAUAACCACCUACAUGAUCCUACAAGGUCUUGCACCAACAUUUCUAGGUACCUUCGCCGAUACCUGUGGCCGACGCCCCGCAUACAUCCUGGCCUUCACCAUCUACACCGCAGCAAAUAUCGGUCUCGCCUUGCAGAACAGCUACGCGGCUCUCAUGGUCCUACGGUGCAUCCAGAGUGCGGGAUCCAGUGGCACAAUCUCCUUUGGAUACGGGGUUAUUGCUGAUAUUGCAACGCCAGCGGAACGCGGCUCUUAUAUUGGACCUAUGGCUGCUGGGGUUAUGCUUGCUCCGGCACUGGGCCCUGUUAUUGGGGGGCUUCUUGCGAAGUUGUUGGGCUGGCGGAGUGUCUUUUGGUUUCUGGUUAUUGUCUCUGGGGGUUAUUUGGUUGCUUAUGUUCUCCUUGUGCCGGAGACCGCGAGGUGUAUUGUUGGGGAUGGGAGCGUUUUGCCGAAGGAGGCGUGGAGGAGGUCUGGAAUUCAGUUGUGGCAAAAGAGGAAGAAGGAGAAGCAGACGGUUAUUCAUGGUGUCGGUGUCGACAAUGGGGGUGGUGCUGCACAAAACACUUUGAAUGGUGGUUUAGUGGCAACAGCGACAGCAAGAGCUUCAAACCUACGCUUUCCUAACCCACUGAUGUCUUUUGCUAUCUUGCUGGAACCGGACGCUCUUAUCUUGAUAUCGUCUAUCGGCCUUCUGAUGCUUGCCAACAUUGCCUUGCUCACUAGCACUCCGGCUCUUUUCUCGGAGAUAUAUGGCUUCAACACCCUGCAGAUCGGAUUAUGUUUCCUUCCCCUCGGCAUCGGGGCCUCUCUCGGCGCAAUUUUCAACGGCCGCUUUCUCGACCGGAACUUCCGCCGGUAUGCUGCAUCCCUGAGCCUUCAAGUUAACCCGUCUCAGUCAAUUUCGCUCCAGAACUUCCCCAUCGAGCACGCCCGCCUUCAGCCCUUCUUCCCCCUUAUCCUGUUGACAGUUGCCGCAACAGCCCCUUAUGGCUUCGCCCUACAAGAGCGGGUUCACCUUUCCGCUCCCCUCAUCUUGCAAUUCCUCAACGGAUUCGCGACGAUUGCUUGCACAAACACGCUCAAUACACUACUUGUUGAUCUGUUCCCCGAAUGCCCUGCUACCGCGGCGUCGGCAUGCAACCUUGUCCGGUGCUGGCUUGGGGCUCUGGGAGCGGCAAUUGUGGACCAUAUGCUUCGAGAGAUGGGCUGGGACUGGUGUUUUGUGUUUAUGAGCGGGAUGAUGUUGGCCAGUGCUGGGUUGGUUUGGACGGAAUAUAGCUGGGGCGUGGAGUGGAGGGAGGCGAGGAGGGUUAGGCGUGCUAUUGAUACUGAGCGGGAGCUUGAGAUACAGGCUCUGGGGCGAGGGGAUGUUGUGAAAGAUUCAGAGAGAGAUGAGAGGGACACUGGUCCUGGCACUUAA
Aspergillus puulaauensis is the source of this 1800-nucleotide messenger RNA. Its product is annotated as putative MFS transporter. Gene Ontology annotation, molecular function: transmembrane transporter activity. The coding region runs from base 1 to 1800 and encodes 599 amino acids. The transcript has 2 exons. Gene Ontology annotation, biological process: transmembrane transport. Lineage: Eukaryota; Fungi; Ascomycota; Eurotiomycetes; Eurotiales; Aspergillaceae. The record is from RefSeq and is a predicted model, not a curated record.